AACGGCCAUAGAGAGCGAUAGUCGAAUAGUCCAAACUUUUUCAUAUUGAAAACUUCAUUAAGACCUUUAAGUACAUGAUGCGUCAUUUUGAUAUGAAAUUUUGUAACAUGUAAUACAUUGAAUCGGUAGGAUAAUAGCUUAGUGGGAAAUAACUAUCCCGAAGUGUCAACUGCUCUCAUCAAAUUGGUGACGUUACUAUUUUCAACAAAGCACAGUGUCUUUUUAGUUGCCGAAUAUUUUUAGCUAAUCUUGUGAAAGGGACUAUUAUCCAUGUUUUAGCACAAAAUUUUAUUCGCGCUUGUGUUUGUCCACUAAUUUUAUGUCUGGUUCAUGUUGGAUACUGUGCAUAGACGCAAACUUAAACAACUCGAAAUAAUUUAUAGCCGUCUCCUCAAAGCUAUAAAAGAAAAAGAAUAAAAAGGAGAGGUAAUAUGCAAUUCCACUUGUCAAAUCCUUUGUAAAGUUUUCAAAGCUUUCUUAACAUCCUACGUUUAAAAGCAUUUUGGAACAUCAUGAACAAAUUCCCUAUUUCACUGGUUUAACUAACGUAAAAUAGCCACACGACUACAAGAAGAAAGACAAAAAAGAAUUCAACAACUAGCCAUUGAAAUUUCAUGCUAAAUAAUCAAGUGAAUAGCCUGAAGUUGUGUUAUCUGCCGUCUCAUGAAUACUUUGGGGAAGCAAAGUUUAGGCAUCACUCCUGUAGAUCAUGAUGAAAAUGGGCAAGAGAGGAAGUACUAAUUACCAUUAUUUUCACUGUAAUCAUCUUCAUCAGUUACGGAGUUGAAGUGAAUAUAGAUCAUAUUGUAGUUCAAAGAGUAAAUGGCCAUGGAUGAUGAAGUACCAGGAGCUGUGGGGACAAGUGCUAGUUUUGCUUUGAGAUUGGGGCAGACCAUCUUCUCUGCUGCUUCUCUUUUGUUCAUGUCUUUAGGAGUUGAAUUCCACAGUUAUACUGCCUUUUGCUUCCUAGUAACAAUCAUGGGUUUGGUCAUCCCCUGGAGCAUCACUUUGGCAUUGAUUGACCUAUACUCUGUUUUGAUCCAUUGCCCCAUUCGUCAGCCAGGGAUCCUUCUCUUCAUUGUUUUAGGAGAUUGGGCGUUGUCAUUCCUGACACUAGCAGCAGCAAGCUCAAUUGCUGGAAUAGUGGAUGUUUUGCACAGGGCAGAUCAAACAUUCUGUCCUGAUGGAUUAUGCAGUAGAUAUCAGAUAUCUGCUGGACUAGCCUUCUUGUCAUGGUUUCUCUCCAUGACCUCUUCUCUUUCAAAUCUUUGGUUGCUUCCUUCUCUCACAAGAUGAUCACUUUUCAACAAACAACUAACCAUCUUCAUGGUUUUAGUAAUUUGUAUGUAACUAGGAUUAUAUUUAUAUAAUACUUGGAGGAGAUAUUUAUUUUAUGGAGCAGUAGAAUAACAACCUAAAGUCUAGGCUUUUCCUCCUCUGGAUGGCGAAUCUUGAUUGACACGAGGAACCGGUACGGAGAAAGAAGAGCAUGGCAAGAGAUAGGUGAUGCAUAAAUUUUCUAAUAGCGAAUUAUUUGACUCGAUCGAUGUAGGGAGAGCCUUCAAACUCAAGCACAAAAUCAAAGUUGAAUCAGCAAUCAUUGAUAGCCAAUAUGUUGCAGAAUUUCACAGAUGAAAAGAGAAAAAUAUAUACUUAGAAGCAGGAAACAUGAAACAUGAGCAUUACUAAUUGAUUCGUGUUUUCAAAAA
Molecule: messenger RNA, 1709 nt
Organism: Lycium barbarum (goji berry)
Lineage: Eukaryota; Viridiplantae; Streptophyta; Magnoliopsida; Solanales; Solanaceae
Product: CASP-like protein 5C3
Exons: 3
Coding region: 823-1296 (157 amino acids)
Cellular component (GO): membrane
Source: RefSeq, a predicted model, not a curated record